Molecule: messenger RNA, 1609 nt
Organism: Tilletiaria anomala UBC 951
Lineage: Eukaryota; Fungi; Basidiomycota; Exobasidiomycetes; Georgefischeriales; Tilletiariaceae
Exons: 2
Coding region: 142-1524 (460 amino acids)
Molecular function (GO): nucleic acid binding
Source: RefSeq, a predicted model, not a curated record
AGGCGCGCGAGCUCCCAGGCGCAUCUGUUGGGCUCCACCUGUGCAGUUUUGCCUAUUAGAGUAAGCUCAAGGAGGAAGCAGGUGGCCCUCACCAUAGCUCGCUUCAUUCCUGUGCCGCUGCUCCCCCCCUCAAUCAUCACCAUGGGUCUCUCAGAGCGACGCAACAAACAGCGUCUCGUCGGCGCCGCUUCGGGUCGCAACACCAGCUGGGCAUCUGAUGUGUCCCUUCCCGGCCAGCGCCUACUGGCCGGCAUGGGCUGGUCCGCUGGUCGAGGACUUGGGUCGAGCGCGCGCGACGGCACCAGCAGCGCGUCGAGCAUUGCCGUCAAGUUCAAGAUGGACAACAAGGGCAUCGGCGUAGACCGCGCCGAGCGCGAUGCCAGGGCCAAGGCCAAGGAGGCCGGUGGCAGCGGUGCGCUCGACGCAUGGGCGACCCAGGGCGCCAGGGACUUUGGCAGCUUGCUCGAGAGACUCAACGCUGCCGCUUCAAGUGCGGAAGCCAGCGGCAGCUCGACCCCCGCCCCGCAAGAAGCGGACGCGGCAUCCUCUUUGAAUUCGGCUGUCGCGUCAUCCUCGGCCUCCUCCACCCCUGCACCUCUUGAUGAGAAAGCAGCCAAGCGUGCGCGCAAAGAAGCGCGGCGAUUGGAGAAGGAGGCCAAAAAGGCUGACAAGAAGCGGGAAUCGGACGCCGAAGGCCUCGAAGGAACAGACAAAUCAAAGAAGCAGAAGAACAAAGGCAGCAAGAAGUCCAAAGUAACGGAAGAUGGCUCCGCAGCCGGGACCGCUGUUGCAGCUGCCAUAGAAGCCGUAGCGGUGCCGACGAGCGCGGCCGCAUCAACUGUCAUCCCGGGUCGACUGGCGCACCGCGUGCGUUAUCUCCGGGCAAAGCGGCAAGUCGCGUCGUCGGGGGAAGCGCAAUUGAACGAAAUCUUUGGCAUAUCCUCCGCCUCAUCUGCGACGGCCUCGCCUGCGCCGCCUGAACGACCGCCCCGAAUGGCGCCUGGCCCAGCGGGAUCGAGCGUACAGGUCAUGCUCAAGCAACCGCCUCCGACAGUGCGAGAGCAGGCCGCAGACGACGAUGAGGAAAGUACGGAUGACGAGGUAGGCAAAGAGGAGGGGAAACUCAAGAAGGGCAAGAAGAAAGCUCAAGGAGAUGACGACCCGUCGUCCGUAUCUUCUGGCAAGAAGGACAAGAAGCGGAAGCGAGGCAUGCAGGUUGAAGAUGACGAAGACGCAGGGGGAAAUGCCGGCGCCGGGGAGGAGGGCAGGAAGAAGAGCAAGGAAAAGAGGAAGAAGGCCAAGGUCACUUCCUCGUCGGAUGCCGGUACACUUCCUCCAGUAGAAAACCAAGCAACCGCUUCGGACCCGUCACUCGAUCCCUCGCAGAGCAAUCUCCGCAUCAGCUCGCAGGGAGUUUUCGAAUACCUCUCCAACCGUCUCAUCUUGCGCAAAGCCGCCGUCAUGCGGGCGCGAAAGCAGCGUGACCAGGGUGUGUGGGAUCGGGUCGCUGCUAUCGGCGCGUGACGGUCAGCGGUGUAUGAACAGCAGAUAUUUGUCGCGUGCGCGCAAGUUACACAGCCUUGCAUUGAUAUGUGAUUUUGCUUGCUAC